Molecule: messenger RNA, 1080 nt
Organism: Limulus polyphemus (Atlantic horseshoe crab)
Lineage: Eukaryota; Metazoa; Arthropoda; Merostomata; Xiphosura; Limulidae
Product: protein SAAL1-like
Exons: 8
Coding region: 32-1021 (329 amino acids)
Source: RefSeq, a predicted model, not a curated record
UCAGGAAAUAGCUGUUGGUAUCCUAGGAAACAUGAUGUUUUUUGAUGAUAUAUGUGAGGAUGUGUCUAAAAAUGAAGAACUAGUGAAAGUCCUCUUACUUCUUUUGAACAGUUCUGACUCACCAACUCUUGUACAAGUGGUAAGGUUAGUGCAUGUUUGUGUUGUCAACAAGAAAGCAAGAAGAGCAUGGUUAAAUUCUUUCAGAGAAAUUGGUAGUUUUGUAGGAACUCUACAGUUUAUCUUGGGAAAUUCUCUGAAUGUUGAUUUACUAAAAGGAACAUUACAAGUGGUUUACUACAUCCUUCAUGCAUCUGAUGAGUUCUCCUUGCAGUUUGGCUCAUCAGAGUUUAUUAAAGCCUUAACGGCAGGAGCAAAACAGCUACGUUUGAAAGAAGACUUUGAAGCUCUUGAUGAGUAUUGGCAUGUUCUUCAUCUUUUAUCUCUGAAUGAAGACAUUUUAAAGAUAUUAGGGGAAUUUUUUCAUUCCGUAUACAAGCUUCUUCAUGUCUAUGUAAGUAAACUGUGUGAUAAUGAAGACGUGGUUCCUUCAUAUGAGAGAACUGGAGCUCUUGCAGCAGGGUUUGCUACUCUUGUAUCACUUUUGACACCAGAAAGGUUGAACGAGGAAUUGUUUGACAGGGAUAGAGAUUUCCUGUCAUGUCUAAAAACAAUGUUGAAGUCUGUCCAGAAAAAGAUUCUUGUUUAUAAAAAACAGACUUCACUUGAACAGUCGGAGAAUAGUGCCACGUCACAGAAAGACACAGAGGAUGAUGUAAAUGAAACUGUCAAAGAAUCAAAGAAUAUCAAGAAAAGUAUAAAUGAAAAAACUGAUGCACAAAGUACUGAUGUUACAAGUUCUCUAGAAAUUCUAGAAGAUUCCUUAUCUCAGCUGUGCGUCAUAAUAAUACCUUCAAUUAAACAAGAAGAUGAGGUCAAAAAAGCUUUACUGGAAGCAUUAAAAGUGUGUGCAAAAUCAUCAAGUCAAGGUGCUACUUCCAAAAACUUCUCACCUUCAGUGUAGUUAUUGUUUUUCUGUGUUUUGUAAGACAUGAAAUUCUUAGUAAAACUGAUUCAGUAUUC